AGAGCCGGCUCCCCGCCCCGCAGGGCUUGCCUGUGUAGUUACGAGGCUGAGCUAACAAAUGUGCUGUUUUAACAGGAAAAAAAAGUAUUUCGGAAGCGGAGUAGGCACUUUAAAAACCGGCGGCACGGUCCCCUACGGCUCUAGGUCGUCUCUGCCGCACCUCAGCCGCCCCGCAACGAGCCCUCAGCCAACUCGCCCUCCUCCCCGCUGCCCGGGGCCAGGCGUUGCCUGCCCGCGGGCUUGCAUACACCCACCCGGGGCGGGGGAAGAAGCUUUAGCGCAGCCCCCGCGGUACGCCCGCCCUCCCGCCGGCCUCCUCUGCCUCCGGGGCGGGGAGCGGCGAACGCAGGACCCGGAGCGGGCGGGUCCGCGGCGGCGGGUUGGGGCGGGAUGUUGCUGGCGCUGCCGGACGGCGAUGAGCGGGAGCUGGAGAGCAGCGAGGAGGGCGGCGGUGCGGGUGAGGAGCGGCGGCCGGAGCGGCACGGCAGCACCUACCACAGCCUCUACGGUUACCGGAGCUGCAGAUCCUCACAGCAGGGAGCAGACAGUGGGAAUGGCAGUCCCAGCAGUGCGGCGGCAGAGACACCCUCCAGCGAAGACUUCAGCCUCUCCUUGCUGGACACUAACUUACCAGCUGAAGCGGAGACUGAAUUGCGCAGUUUUAUCAUUAAGCGUCUUACUAAAGGAGCCCUGUUUGAAGGAAUGGGGAAUGUAGCGUCAGUGGGGCUGAGCAUACCAGAAUAUAGAGUUGGUUGUUAUUACUGUCGUUUCCAACAAGAAAAUCUUCUAGAAAUGGCAACAGUGGAAUCGGACACCAACAAUGCUCCAGAAUACGUGGUUUGUUUCUUAGGUGGCUCAGAGAAAGGUCUGGAACUUUUCAGACUUGAGCUGGACGGAUACAUUCAAAGUCUGAAGAUAAACCUUGAUUUGGAGCAAAAAACCUUGGAGACCUAUGUUAACCCCUACUUCAGAAGCUGGUUUGAGAAUGCCAUAUGCCCUAUUCAGAGAGUAGUACAGCUCUUCCAGGAGAAACUCACCUUUUUGUUACAUGCUGCUUUGAGUUAUACUCCUGUGGAAGUAAAAAACGCAGAUGAAAGAACAGAAAAAGACAUUAGCAGGUUUCUGGCAGCUGCCAGCCUCCAAGGACUCGUUCAGGAAGGCACAAUGACCUCCUUGUGUAUUGCCAUGACUGAGGAACAGCACAAGUCAAUGAUUAUAGACUGUAGUGGACCUCAGCCUCAGUUGCGUAAUGCAGGAAGCAACAGAUUCUGUGAGGACUGGAUGCAUGCUUUUGUGAAUGGUGCUGAAGGUGGAAAUCCAUUUCUCUUCCGGCAGAUUUUGGAAAACUUUAAAUUGAAGGCUAUACAAGACAUUAACAACCUGAAGAGGUUUAUCCGCCAGGCUGAAAUGAACCACUACGCCUUGUUCAAGUGUUACGUGUUUCUAAAGAACUGUGGCAGUGGAGACAUCCUUUUGAAGAUUGUUAAAGUAGAACAUGCAGAAAUGCCAGAAGCCAGAAAUGUAGUGACCGUCCUUGAGGAAUUCAUGAGAGAAACAUCAGUAGCUUAAAGUUAUCUUAAUUAUUCUGUACUCAUUUGAGGGUAUUGUAUAAAUCAUUAAUUUCUUCUGUGCAGCUUAGUUUCACUAUUGCAGGAUUUUUAAUUUAUAUUUAAAAGUAUUGCCCAAGUCAAACCUAAGUUGCAGUUUCAUCUGCCUUUUCUCUUUUUUAGAGAAAGCAGUAUGAGCUUUUUUUAAUGUGUAAAUAUCGGAUCAGACAAACUCCUGCAUAGUUUUCAGUGCUUACCAGAUUCUCCAAAUUACUUGCUCCUUUUCUGAGGAAAUCAUGACAUUUGGUUUUUACAGUCAUUGCAUGAAAAAAAAACCAAAACCAAACAAAUCCCUUACCUGGCAAGCAUUUCAGUGUUUUAAAUAUUUUAAAUAUCUUUAAAAUGAUCAUGUCUAAUCAUUAAGAUCUGGUUACUUUUGUUUUAAUACAUAACGAAGCACAAACAUCUGCAUAAGUCAGAAUAAAUCAAUCAUAUUUGUUUUUGUUUAUGUUUAUAUAAGAGAACAUUGGUAACAAGUCUGUAGCUAGUUUCCACAUUCUACUUUCAAAGUGGCAGUUUGUUCUGCUGGUACUAGAUAAACAAGUUGUUAAUUGGUAUGAAACAGAACUGCCUUAAGAUUGAACAGAGUUUUAGGAAUCAGUUUGUAUGUGCUUGUAUGUAUGCAUACAUACACUGGACAGACAUGUUAAAUUCCCAGGCUAUCUGAUGAAUUCCCUUCUUAAUUAGUUUAUGUUGUGAUCAAGACCUUCUUUGUGUGUUCUUAGUACCUGGUUUGCAUAACUGUAAAUAAUGGUAUGUUUUUCAACCGUGGAGAAUUAAACCUGAAAAUUUUACAGAUUAAAUAUUAACUUUAAAUUAAUAGAAACUUCUUCAGAAAUUGAAGUAAACUUAGUUCCCAAGUUAAUUAUUCAGACUUUUUAAAACAUUUCAUUGUAUUUCAGCAAUGAAUUCUUACCCACACCAUAGGACAUUUAGACAGCAGAAUAAUUGAAGAAAAUCUUUGGCUACAGCUGGAAUCAAAACUCACGAGCCCCCUGAGUGACCACAUCAUAAACAAGGACUAGCUCUGCAAACCCGAUACCAGCAAAACUUCCUGUUGCUUUCCUUUGCAGCAGAGGGUCUUGUUUGAACACUUGACCUGGGGCAUUUGAACAACUCUCCCUGAAACAGUAACUAACAGUCUUAUUAAUGCAGUUAAGUUGGACUGUUCUGCCAGUGCUGUAUACUGUGAUGAUAAAAGUUCAAUGCUUUCCUGUAACACCACUGUGUUGAACCUAUAAUAAGGUUUACAAUAAAACACAUUUGAAUCCUCAA
Harpia harpyja (harpy eagle) is the source of this 2882-nucleotide messenger RNA. It is a transcript of the gene C14H17orf75, whose product is annotated as chromosome 14 C17orf75 homolog. Lineage: Eukaryota; Metazoa; Chordata; Aves; Accipitriformes; Accipitridae. Bases 391 to 1569 code for a protein of 392 amino acids. Gene Ontology annotation, cellular component: trans-Golgi network. The transcript has 10 exons. The record is from RefSeq and is a predicted model, not a curated record.